This is a messenger RNA of Trichobilharzia regenti, 626 nucleotides long. The record is from the annotation of a GenBank genome assembly. Lineage: Eukaryota; Metazoa; Platyhelminthes; Trematoda; Strigeidida; Schistosomatidae.
UUCCGCCCCAAAAUUGGCUUCCAUCAGCUUUAUAUCGUAAAUCUCACCUUCAUCUGUUUGGUUAUGUCGACUUAUACAUGAAGCAUCUAUGUGGUGUGACGACCGAUGUGCUUUAGAUUAUUCGAAAGAAACAUGGUCCGAUGGUUUACCUAAAGAACACCUGUGCGUUCCUGCUGUGCUAUCACGUAUUGCAAUGCUGGCUCUUAUUAGAAACAAAGUGUUAGAAUAUAUAGAUAUAAACGAUGCAAGAAGUAUUGCUAUUGAUGAUGAGUAUUCUGAAUUUAAAUUUAACAUAAAUGAAGUUGGCUUAUCAUUAUUGCGUUGCGUUCUAUGUGGAAUGAUGAAUGUGCACAAAUCAACAAUAUCUGUCAAACAAUUUGCUCCCAAUCACAGAUGGCUGGAGACUCUGAAAUGAUACUAAAGACUCAAGGAAUUUGGCAAUUCACGUCAUGAUUAUUGGUUGCUUGCUGGUAUACUUGUUCAUUUAUAUGCCAAUUGGGAUGAUAUACUGGCUGAUCCACGUUUCGUUAUAUUAAAAUUUGGAGUGUCUGGUGUAGUAGACACUGUGAAUAGACUUAUGAAUUCUGAAUUAACAACUGUACACCUGUACGUACUCCCUCAGGAGA